CAAAAUGAAACUCCAAUCUUGUGGGGUUUUCUUGACUAUAGUACUGAUCUAAUUUAUAUCGCUGAUAUCUACCUCUCAACACGAACUGGCUACUUAUCCCAUGGCAUCGUCGUCACUGAUCGCCAUAAAUUGCGUCAACAUUAUUUCCGCUCUGGACGGGUUGUGAUGGAUGUUAUUUGUUUAUUACCUUUCGAUUUUUUCUAUUAUAACGUUACGCAAAUGUUUCCCAUUAUACGCAUUGGACGAUUAUUAAAAUACUAUCGCACAAACGAUUUCUACCGUUUAAUCCAAUCACGGACUUAUCGGCCCAAUUUUUGGCGAAUUUUAAAUUUAAUUCACACCUUAUUUAUACUCAUCCAAUGGUUCGCUGCAAUUUAUUACAUGAUAUCAGGCUAUAUCGGUUUUGGCUCGGAUGGAUGGGUUUAUCCAGAGCCUGUUGGUAUUAACGGCAAUUUAUCCGUCAAGUAUUUAAAAUCGGUCUAUUGGGCAACGUUAACAUUAACAACCAUUGGUGAAAUCCCCUCGCCAGUUACACAAAUUGAGUACCUUUUCACUCUAUUAAGUUAUUUCUGUGGAUUAUUUAUUUUUGCUUCUAUUGUCGGCUUAUUGGGUAACGUUAUUGCUAAGCGAAAUGCUAGAAGAUCUCAAUUUGAUCAAUUACUGGACGAUGCAAAAGAAUAUAUGUCUAAACGAAACGUAAGCAGCAAUUUGCAGACUCGUGUUCAACGAUGGUUCGAUUAUUCCUGGGAAAGAGGCCAACUAAAUGGUAUUGGAGAAGCUAGAGCAAUCAGUAUGCUACCAACCAAAUUAAAAACCGAAUUAGCUCUUCAUGUUCAUUUAGAGACACUAAAAAAGGUCACAUUAUUUCAAAACUGUGAACGAGAAUUCCUUCAUGAUCUAGUUCUUAAAAUGAAACAUCACAUUUAUACACCUAUGGAUUUAGUUUGCCAACUUGGUGAAAUUGCCCGUGAGAUGUACAUUAUUAGCAACGGCAAAUUGGAAGUGUUAAGCGAAAGUGGAGCAGUUAUAGCUACAUUGAAAGAAGGUGAUUUUUUCGGUGAAAUUGGAGUUUUAAGUCUAUCAGAAGCAGCAAACAGGCGAACUGCUAAUGUUCGAUCGAUUGGCUUCUCAGAAUUAUUUGUAUUAUUAAAGGAUGAUGUACUGGAAGCUAUGGAAGAUUAUCCAAAAGCUAAGGUAUCAUUACAG
This is a messenger RNA of Trichoplax adhaerens, 1206 nucleotides long. RefSeq lists its product as uncharacterized. The transcript is spliced from 8 exons. The annotation marks the transcript as partial. Gene Ontology annotation, molecular function: protein-containing complex binding; monoatomic ion channel activity. Gene Ontology annotation, cellular component: membrane. Lineage: Eukaryota; Metazoa; Placozoa; Uniplacotomia; Trichoplacea; Trichoplacidae. The record is from RefSeq and is a predicted model, not a curated record. Gene Ontology annotation, biological process: monoatomic ion transport; transmembrane transport.